AUGCACAUAUUGUGCUUGGGGGUGGACAUCCUGGUGGCUGGGAAUGUUCUUAAGACCAUCGUGGACUCGGACUCAUACCAGUUCUGGGGUGAUGGGGAUGAGGAGCAAAAGCUUCUGUGCGCAUGGCAAAAGCUCAAAGAAUGGGCACGGCAAUCUGGAUGGAAGCAUUCAGUACCGCGCUUCGCUCCCAAGAAAUUGAAAUCGGCACAACAUCCCUACCCGGAGCUUCAAUCGAAGGCCUGGAAUGCCAGGGUGGUGAUUCAAUGGCUUUCUUCUGCUCUGGAAGAGUUUUCAACAGCGCUCCCAGCUGAUGGCACGAUCCAACUCAUGAAGGAGUGCGUGACAUGCCUUGCAUCUUUUCAUCGCAUUGGUGAACUCAACGGCCGGUUCCUGACCAAGUCCGUUGCACAGCGGAUGGGAAAGCUUUGUGCGCUUGCGGCUGUCGCUCGCAGAUGUGGCCCAAGCACCUGCCGCCGCGAGGUCUGCGGAGGAGGAUGA
Molecule: messenger RNA, 498 nt
Organism: Durusdinium trenchii
Lineage: Eukaryota; Dinophyceae; Suessiales; Symbiodiniaceae
Source: the annotation of a GenBank genome assembly